Vitrella brassicaformis is the source of this 2501-nucleotide messenger RNA. The record is from the annotation of a GenBank genome assembly. Lineage: Eukaryota; Vitrellaceae.
AGACUUUCUCCCUCUCUUCUUUUUAGAGCUCUCAUUCGUCGUACCCGUUCCCAUCUUGCCCGGCAUCCCCUCCCAACCCAUCGCCUCUCCCGCCCGGCCUCUCUUUUGGGGCUCUUCCGUAAGUUCAACUCAGUUCACUGACGGCCGUGAUGCAGACAAAGCAGCACCGACAUGUACAGCCGGCGAGUGCAUCCUAUAUCUCUUUCCGCUGCAAGUGCAGCGUGACGGAGCCGGGAGAUGAGCUGGUGUUGGUCGGCAGCUGCGGGGCCCUCGGCUGCUGGCGUGUCAGCAAGGGCCUGGCCAUGACGACAGACCAACAGACGUUCCCGCAGUGGACGCUUGCUGAGGAGCUGGUGCUGGCUGCCGGCGAAAAGCUCGAGUACAAGUACGCGAUCCGCAGGAGCGAUGGGCACAUUGAGUGGGAGCCACUUGAAGGUAUCGCGGUCGAUUGCAUGAGAGUGUCUGCAUCCAUCAACUUGACGGCCUUGUUAUUGCGAGUCAUGAAUGCAGGCAAUCGUUUGAUCCGGUCGCUGCCGACGGGCCAAUUCUCGCUGGACGACAGCUGGGGUACACAGAUAUGAACAUACGCACAAACACGCGUAUGCAGAGUGUCUCUGUUAAUCUCUCUGUGUGUGGGUGCAUGCAGGUGUGCUGCCGCCAUUCACCCUGAUGAAGGCCAAGUUUCCCCACUGCUCCACUUCCCACCGGCAGCAGCAGCCACAGCAGCAGCAGCACAGCCAGAAUCAGGAACAGCAUCCCUUCACAUACAUCUUCGCUGGCCGCUGCAGCUUCUAUCUGCUCAGCGUUGACGAUAUCCUCCGGCUCCGAGGCACAUGCACAUGCCUCAGAGACCUCUUUGAAGCCCCUCAGCUGCGGCAGCGGCUUAUUCACUCACUCAGCACACAGGCGGGGCUGCAACGGGUGGCCAGCAGACAGCCGCCAAUUCAGCUGCUCGCCUUUGACGAUGAGCAGAUGGAUGUGGCUGAGCUUCUGGCGGCUGUGUGUGUGAUUGAGGUGGGAGGUUCGGCUGAGAUCUCCGACGUGAUCGACCUGGCGGGGCAGUGCAAGUACUGCCCGUUGCCUGUUACCCUCACUGCGGCCGAUCUAUACCAAUACCCAAACAAGACGGCAAGCGUGAAAGGGAGGGGAUGGCCAGGAGGGAAUAUACCUGUCGCUGCAUGUGCUGUCUGUGCCUUCAUUUGAUGUGUGCAGGCGUAUUUGGCUUAUCCGCGUGUGCUGGCCCAGCUGUGGUUGGUCGGCCACCACAUCAACUUCGGCGACGGCAUGAUCCUUCGCCUGUUUCAGCAUGGGAACGUACUGCGGGCAUUCCGAGACGACGAUGGCUUCGAGCUUACAAUCAACCCGGACCUCCCAACCGGCAGCAUCUACCAUUUAUACCCGCAGGAUCGGCGAGAGCAGGACCCGCCCGUUUCCAGCAGAGUCGACUAUGGGAUAAUCCAAUCCGGCUCAGCUGAUUCAGAGUGGGGGCUGGUGCCGGGAAAUGCGGAGCUCCGUUAUGUGUCUGUGUCAUCAUUCGUGAAAGGUGUCAUUUUGACGCACUUCAGGACAAGCCAUCAGAUCGACUUUAUUAACACAGCAGUGGCCAGGUGAGUCGGGAGAUGUCAAGAAGAAGGUUGUCCAAAUACGCGUCUCCGGUAUGUUGGGUGUCAUUCGUCAGACAUACGGCAAAUGAUCGGCUGCAUACCCUUAUGACAUCAGUCGAAAGAUGCACCACCACCGUAACGUUUGGAGUCCUCCUCGUCAGCAGUCGUGAUUUUGCACUCACUGACGCCAGCCAGCCCUUUGUCGCGUGGAUUCAGCUUCAUGAUCCAGAUUACUUGUCUUUGCUGCAGCCCUAUAGUCAGUCCCUGCCGAUUAAUUCAUUACACUGUACAUCAUUCAUCGGCUUGCUCUUGUUUGUUUGUUUGUUUGUUUGCAUUCGUGCAGUCAGCGUGUCUGUCCUUGCAACUGAAGCAGCUGUCGGUGGUAUGAGUGCUGCCUUUGAGGACCGCUUCCCAAUGACCACCCGGCUGGCGCGCGUGAUGCUGGGGCCUGUCAUUGCAGCCAUCCUGUUUGACAGGCCCCACACUUUGACAGGCCCCACAGUUUGACAGGCCCCACAGGUAUGGAGAUGAAUGACCCAGCACAUCUUCACACAGGAUGCGACUUCUCCGCCUUCUCUGUCUCUUAGGUCAUGUGGCCCUAGUAUGGACUGCGCGGUGUAGGUGUUAUCUUGAGGCAUCGGCGGUAGACAGUCUGAUUGGAGACAUGCAGAGAAAAGUUUGUUGCAAGCCGUUGAUAGCGUGGCAGGACGUCUUAUUGUAUGUUUGCAUAGACAUUUUGAUCGACUCUGCCAGACUUUGCAGCUGCGCGUGGUGCUGGGCCUUGUCGCUGCAAUGUAUGCAGAUAAACGAAUCAACGACAAUCACAUAUGGAUGUCGGCUCGAAGUGAUAAUGGGACAACGAUCACGAUUUUUGCAUGAUUUGGAAGAGACAUGUAC